AAACUUCCACUGGUGUGGGUGCUCUAAAGGGCUCCCCAGGAAUAUUGAUAUCACAUCAACAGGAGAUCAUGAAUCAGACAGAUAAAAAUCAACAAGAAAUCCCAUCAUACCUUAGUGAUGAACCACCAGAAGGUUCAAUGAAAGAUCACCCACAGCAGCAACCAGGCAUGCUGUCCCGUGUGACUGGGGGUAUCUUCAGUGUUACAAAGGGAGCCGUUGGUGCUACCAUUGGUGGUGUGGCUUGGAUUGGUGGAAAGAGUCUGGAGGUGACCAAAACAGCUGUUACAACUGUGCCUUCCAUGGGAAUAGGGCUGGUGAAAGGGGGCAUGUCUGCUGUGGCUGGAGGUGUUACAGCUGUUGGCUCUGCUGUUGUAAACAAAGUGCCCUUAACAGGAAAGAAGAAAGACAAAUCUGACUAAAAUAUGGAGAUACACUUGCUCUCCACAGCAUUAUGAUGCCAGUGGCAUUGAAUUGCUAAAUUACAGACUACAACCAAGUCACCUGUUUUGGACGUUUAUCUUCUAACUGCUGUGUUGAAAGUAUUGAUGACUGACUGGCUUUUGUCUUAAAGGAAGAGACCAAUACUAGCACAGUGUAUGAAGGUUUCUCAUACUUAAAUUCCAGCUUUUUAUCUGGUAAAAUGUUACACUUAUUCAGUUGUAACUGAAGAUAAGGUAUAUUUGAAUAUUUACUACAUAAGUCUUUCAGUUCAAAAAUGUGAAAGUUGAAUUUAGUGGAUGAUCUUUACAGUUCCAUAUGUAUAAUGUGCCAGGUAACUCAUCUGCCCCUUAAGAAGGGAACCUUGACCUACAUAAAUGUACCUUUGAUGUGCCUAAUAGUUUCAGAUGUCUUAGUUUUUUUAAUAACCAUAGUUGAUUAGACGAAGAGGCAUUCUUUUCUUUUUUAAGAUGGUAAAAAUAGCAGGAACUAGAGAAGUUUAAAAGAAAAGAUUCAUGGUUUUAUGAGUAUUAACCAUCUUUUUUUAGAUAGGCAUUAUAUUAAUCAUUGAUGCCUUACAAAAGAAAACAUCUUUUCUAAUACCCUGAAUAUGUGCAGUUCUUAGGAUUAUUAUUAUAUAUGGAUUCUUUCAAAAGUUGUUUGUGAAAUUAGUUUUCCCUCAAGAAUCUCAGGAUUAGUGACAUAAAGGCAUUUCUUGCUCUCAGCAGAUUAGGAUAGUGUUUGAUAACUGUUAGUAGUUAUAACCAAAUUGUACACUUCAAACUGGGUUCAUGCUCCAUCAUUAAUAAACCUCACAGUGCCUAAGGAACAUUUCUUUGCUGGUCAGAAGCUAUGUUAAUAAAAGAGUUUCAUAUUAAGGAGGAAAACAUAAAUCAUUUUAAGUUCUUAAGAAUUACAUAAAGCAUCCAAGAUAUAAAAAAUUCUUCACACCUAUUUUGUCUCCAGGAUGGCUUAAAUUACUAGCAGUACCCCUUUCAAAAAACACAGUAAAAGCAGCCACAGAUGUGUGGGGGCUGACUCUUAAAUUGAACGGAAUGGGCUCCAUAGAUUAGUUUUGAAUGUAAAAUAUAUGUAACUGAUUUCUGUUUGACAGGCUUUUAAAAUGUCAUCUUACACUCCUUUAAAGCAACUGUAAGCUUUGUACCAUUUUCCAAGUCAACUUCAGGCAGGAAAUUGAAUUUUUUGGUUAUGGAUGAUAAGUGUGUUGUGUCU
Messenger RNA from Lipotes vexillifer (Yangtze River dolphin), 1671 nucleotides. RefSeq names its product transmembrane protein 263 (gene TMEM263). Lineage: Eukaryota; Metazoa; Chordata; Mammalia; Artiodactyla; Lipotidae. Bases 69 to 419 code for a protein of 116 amino acids. The transcript is spliced from 3 exons. The record is from RefSeq and is a predicted model, not a curated record.